Molecule: messenger RNA, 3191 nt
Organism: Aphis gossypii (cotton aphid)
Lineage: Eukaryota; Metazoa; Arthropoda; Insecta; Hemiptera; Aphididae
Product: mucin-5AC-like
Exons: 6
Coding region: 116-3031 (971 amino acids)
Biological process (GO): proteolysis
Molecular function (GO): serine-type endopeptidase activity
Source: RefSeq, a predicted model, not a curated record
AUUAAUUGUCAAUUGGUGUCGACCCACAAACCUUAGUGUUAAAUAAUCACUUUUACUGUAAAUUAAAACUUAAAUUCCAUUAUGUACCUAUAGUACUUUUUUAUUUAGUUUAAAUAUGAACAAGUUCAAAUAUAUUAUUCAAAUUGUUUUAUUUGGUUUCUUAAUACUAAAAGAAUCAAGUUUAAACCCUUUACAAAAUGAAAAAAUAUGUUCAUCAUCUUCACAGGCACAAAACGAACAAUUCCCUUACAUAGUGCUUAUAAGAGUUCAUUCAAAUGGUGAAAUGUUAUGUCAAGGCACAUUGAUCGAUGUGAAUUGGGUGCUAACCUCUGCGUAUUGCAUUAAUACUACAAGCAACAUUCCAUUGAACAAUAUAGAUAUUGCGAUGCGAAACAAUAAAACUCAUGUAACUAUUUUGAAACCAAAAAAAGUGAUAGAAACAAAAUACAACGAUGUGGCAUUAAUUCAAAUAGAAAAAUCAAUUAUUACCAACAGUAUAAUAACACCCAUCAAAUUGGCCACUGAAGAUUUAUCGAACAAUACACAAUGCGUAGUGACCAGUCUUCAAAAACAAUUAAACAAUGAUAUAUCACUCAUAUAUUGGAACGUGGUUAAUAUUUUAAAACAAAAAUAUGAUAAGAGCGAAUGGUACUUAGAAGAUACGAUUUGUCACUCACAAAUAUGGAAUUUAUUACAGAACACAACCGAUAAUGGAACGCCUCUGAUCUGUAAUAAUCAUCUAUAUGGAAUAUAUUCACUCAAUGAGCCUAAUAUAUUCAAUAACAUUUUGAAGUACAACAGUUGGAUAAAAAAUCUAAUCAACCCAAUAUCUUUAGAUACAACAUCAGAAAAAUAUAUGACCAAUUUUGUUUCUAAUCAUAACUCUAUAUCUGAUACAAAUUCAAUAGUAACGGGAUUCGAUACGAAUAAUAUGUCUUCACCAGACAAUGUAUAUAAAAGAACUUAUUCAAAACCAAUAUUCAAAUCAUCUGUAUACACUCAAAAAGAAAAACGAAGCAUCACGGUAAACGUUGAAUAUAAUUCCUUAAGUACAGAACCCACUAAAAUGAAAGACACGGAAAGCACCAAAUUUGUUGAAAUAAAUUCAGAUAGUCCUGAAGAAACACCAGAAACACCAGAAACACCAAACAUAUUAACUAAUACAAUAAAGUCAGACGAUUCGACUUCUUCAAAAUCUCCAACACAGUCAUAUUCUUCUACUAUCAUUAUUAAAUCAUCGACCACAGAAAAAUCUGCUUCAAACUCGAGUCCUUCGUCGUCUAUAACUGAAGAUACAGGUUACCGUGGAUAUACUAAAGAAAACGAAAAUAAUGAAGAAAUCUGGGAUGAGCCCACUUCUGAAACUCCUACUAUUCAAUCUUCAACCACAGAGAAAUUUACUUCGAGUUCAAAUCCUUCGACAACUAUAACUGGAAAAACAGAAAAACCAGAAGUAACCAAAUAUACCAAAGAUAACGAAAACACUGAAGAAACCUGGGUUAAGUCCAGCUCUGAACGUCCUACUGAUGAAACAGAAAAUAUCGAAGAAAUCGUAGAAACUGAAGAAUCCCAGGAUAAACCCAGCUCUGAACGUCCUACUGAUGAAACGGAAAAUAUCGAAGAAAUAGUAGAAACUGAAGAAUCCCAGGAUAAACCCAGCUCUGAACGUCCUACUGAUGAAACGGAAAAUACCGAAGAGAUCGUAGAAACUGAAGAAUCCUCGGAUAAGCCCACCUCUGAACCUCCUACUAUUCAAUCUUCGACCACAGAGAAAUUUACUUCGAGUUCAAAUCCUUCAACAACUAUAACUGGAAAAACAGAAAAACCAGAAGUAACCGAAUAUACCAAAGAUACCGGAGACACUGAAGAAACUUGGGAUAAGCCCAGCUCUGAAUCUCCUACUGAAGAAACAGAAACAACCAAAGAAACGGUAUAUACCACAGAAAUCUUAGAAACUGAAGAAUCCCAGGAUAAACCCAGCUCUGAACGUCCUACUGAUGAAACGGAAAAUACCGAAGAAAUCGUAGAAACUGAAGAAUCCCAGGAUAAACCCAGCUCUGAACGUCCUACUGAUGAAACGGAAAAUACCGAAGAGAUCGUAGAAACUGAAGAAUCCUCGGAUAUGCCCACUUCUGAACCUCCUACUAUUCAAUCUUCAACCACAGAGAAAUUUACUUCGAGUUCAAAUCCUUCAACAACUAUAACUGGAAAAACCGAAAAACCAGAAGUAACCGAAUAUACCAAAGAUACCGGAGACACUGAAGAAACUUGGGAUAAGCCCAGCUCUGAAUCCCCUACUGAAGAAACAGAAUAUACUAAAGAAACGGAAUAUACCAAAGAAACUGAAUAUACCGAAGACACUGAAUCUACCGGAGAAACUGACUAUACCGAAGUAACUGAUUAUACCUCUGAUAAUUCAUCAGAGUUAUCAACCCCCGUUAUCCCGACUACUCAAUCUUCGACCACAAAAGUAACGACCUUAAGCACGAAUCCUUCAACGGCUAAAAGUGAAAAAACAGCAGCUACGGACGAUACAGAAGCCCCAUAUUCAGAGAUGUCCAGCACUCAUCGUCCUAUUACUCAAUCUUCAACCACAAAAGUAUCAACGUUAAGCACGAAUCCUUCAACGGGCAAAAGUGAAGAAACAAUAGCCACAGAAGACAAAUUUACGGAGACAAUAAAAACUACAGUUACUGAUGGAACUAAACAAACGUCACAAACAGAAACAUCAGUGACUUAUUCUUCAACAACAACUACUAUUUUGCCCUCUGAUAUUACUACAAGCCCGUCAUCCCCAGAAACAAAUACAACACUUUCCGAUCAUGGCGAUGAAUUAAAUACAACGACGACGACCACUACGCCUACAACAACUAGUAUAAGGACAGUAGUAACAUACGACAUUUCUGACCCCAGAGAAUCUUCAACAUUCGUGGAUGAUCAAUAUCAAGAUAAAUCUAGUUCCCAAAUAACAUCUAUUCAUACAAGUUUAAUAAUAAUUGUAUUUUGUAUCAUGUAUCACAUUAAUUUAUAAUUUAACCAUACUUAAAUGAUUUCAAUUUGUACAGAGGCUAAAAAAACUUACAAAUAAUUAAAAACUAGACACAGAUAUUUUAAAUAAAUCAAUUUCAAACAUUUUAUGGUUUUAAACAGAUCGUGAAAUUUUUUCAACAAAUAAAACUAAAUUAAAAAUA